This is a messenger RNA of Medioppia subpectinata, 1287 nucleotides long. Lineage: Eukaryota; Metazoa; Arthropoda; Arachnida; Sarcoptiformes; Oppiidae. The record is from the annotation of a GenBank genome assembly.
GAAGAGCACGAUUAUCUGUUAAAAAUAAUUCUUAUUGGGGAUAGCGGAGUUGGAAAAACCAGUUUAAUGCGCAGAUAUACUGAUGGAAUCUACUCUGAAGGUACUGCUUCAACUAUUGGCGUAGAUUUUAAAAUCAAAACCAUCACUGUAAAUUCAAAGCGAGUCAAACUUCAAAUUUGGGAUACAGCAGGCCAAGAACGAUUUAAAUCAAUUGUUUCAAAUUACUACAGAGGAGCAAAUGGCUUGAUAGUUGUAUUCGAUUUACUUAACAAAGAAUCAUUUGAUCAUUUGGAUAUAUGGAUCAAAGAUUUACAAAAAAAGAAUGCUACUGUGGGAUCGGAAAUAAUUAUUUUAGGAAAUAAGGUUGAUGAGAAAGAGCAUGUCCAAGUAACAAAAGAGGAUGUUUUGCCCUUUCUAAAAAAAUAUAGUAUACCACAUUCAAACUAUUAUGAGGUGAGUGCUAAAGAAAAUCUUGAAGUUGAGACUGCAUUUGUAAAUAUGACCUCUUCAUUGGUUGAAAAAUUUGAUAAGUUUGGAAAUGGGAAGACAUCUAAGGUUGCAUUUAAAAUAACUAGAGAAAGACAAUCUGAAAAGUCUAUAAUAGACUCUAUUGCAAAAUAUGCCAGGUCCUUAAGCUAUUCUACAACUCCAAGAAUUGCCGGUGGAUGGGUUAGAGACAAAAUAAUGGGGCUGGACUCUAAUGAUAUGGAUGUGUCUGUUGAUAAUGUGUCUGGAUUUGAAUUCGCAUCUGGGUUAGUGGAAAGUCUAUCUACAGAAACACCAAAUAUUCACAAAAUUUUAGCAAAUCCAGAAAAAUCAAAACACUUAGAAACUGCUGUUGUGAAGAUUUAUGGAAUGGAUGUAGAUUUUGUUCAUCUAAGGGACGAAACUUACUCAACAACUCGAAUUCCAGUAGUUAGUCGUGGUACAGCCAAAAGUGAUGCUAUGCGAAGAGAUAUUACCAUUAACUCCUUGUUUUAUAACAUUCUAACCCGUAAAAUUGAAGACUUUUCCGAAAGAGGUAUCUCGGACAUCAAAUUAGGAAUUAUAGAUACUCCUCUUGAUCCAAAAGUCACUCUUUUUGAUGAUCCACUACGAAUUUUAAGAAUAUUCAGAUUUCAGGCAAAAUUUGGAUUUACAAUUCAUAAAAGAAUUAUUGAAGCAAUCGAUGAUGAUAGAAUUCGUAAAGCAUUGAAAACUAAGGUUUCUAAUGAAAGAAUAUGGAAAGAAUUAUCCAAAAUGCUUGGCUAUAAACGGGGAAAUUUAGGAUUGAUUGAAAUCGCAAGA